Schistocerca gregaria is the source of this 2710-nucleotide messenger RNA. RefSeq names its product phosphatidylinositol N-acetylglucosaminyltransferase subunit Q (gene PIG-Q). The coding region runs from base 79 to 1641 and encodes 520 amino acids. Gene Ontology annotation, biological process: GPI anchor biosynthetic process. Gene Ontology annotation, cellular component: membrane; endoplasmic reticulum. The record is from RefSeq and is a predicted model, not a curated record. The transcript has 9 exons. NCBI's taxonomy places the organism in Eukaryota, Metazoa, Arthropoda, Insecta, Orthoptera, Acrididae.
GUGCGUUUGUUCGCAAUUGAAAACAAAUAAGCUCCAUGCUUGACAGAUAACAAAAACACAGAGGGUUUGUUUGAAACAAUGAGUGUUGUAGUCAUAUUUCUCCCCACAUUUUUGUAUGGAAGUGAUUCAGGACUACUUCAUGGUCUUUAUGUGCAGCAGAACACAGUAAAGGUUUUCUAUGUUACUCAUUUGACUAAAACUUGUCAUCCGGUGUCCAAGACGCCGAAACGGAAAAGAUGUAUUGGCUACUACGCAAGAACUAAUGAUAAUGAAUUUACGACACUUCCAAACGAAAAAGGAAAUUGGCUGAUGUUAAACUUCCAAGAUCAUUCAGUUAUUCUGACAAAAUUAAUAAUAAGUGGGAACCCCGUCACAUUGAUGAAGGGGUGCCGUGUGAUAUGUGUGUUUUAUGAUUAUCAUAAAUUUUUUGCUUCAGAAAUCCUUUGUGAAGGGCUUGAGAGCCCUACUGGCUUCAGUUCGGAUUACUGCAGAUUUUUAGCGAAUUUUUUGAAGUUAGAUUCUGGAGCAAAUGCCCCUGAAAGCCCCAGGUGUUUAGAUUUUUUUGUCAGAGUAGCACAGAGAGCACAGCAAUAUUUGCUAGCUGUGGCCGCUUUUGUGACCCCAGUCGUGAGACAUACAUCAACAGGUUUACACUUGUGUGACAUCCUUAAUUCAGCUGCAUGGCUUUUUGGCCAUGUGGCGCAUUUCAAGAAACCGACACUUAAAAUGGGCAACUUUCUGUUGGCUCUCUUGAUAGAUGUCUUCUGUGGCCUUAUGUUAGUUCGUCUCAUUGUAGAACCGCUUACAGUGAACACUCCAUUUUCGAAAAUGCUUCUUGAUAUGGCUGAGGUCGUUGUCACUACACUCAGAGACUUGUUGCAUUGGCUGAUGGGUGUACCAGCCGGUUUGAAGCUGAACUAUGCAUUAAACAAUAUGCUAGGAAGAUUUUUCCUAUACCACAUAAAUCUUUGGUGGAUGUUUCUUGUUCUUUCUAAACCUUGUUUGGACUUGGCUGUUCAUAUGUUGACAUGGCUUGGAUGUUUAGGACUUACAUUCCAAAUAUGCCUACUGGCUGAUCUGCUAGAUCUUGUCAGUUUUCAUGUAUACUGCAUAUAUGUUUAUGCUGCAAGGCUCUACAGUGUGCAACUGUCAGGUCUUGUUGCUUUGUGGCGGCUUUUCCUUGGCCGCAAGUGGAAUCCGUUGCGAGAGCGUGUUGAUUCCUGCAAAUAUUCGAAUGAUCAACUUUUUGUUGGAACUCUGGCAUUCACCAUUUUGCUCUUCCUUCUCCCAACAACGCUGAUGUACUAUGUUGUCUUCACAACGUUGCGUCUACUGGUGUUGAUAUUUAGAGGAGUCCUAGCUCAGUUCACUUGGUUACUGCGAGCAUUUCCAGCAUAUUCCACAAUUCUCUGGAUGACAAGAGCAACUACAGUCACAAGCUCCGUGCAGGUUUCAGUAUGUACAGAAAUAUCUGGAAAUGGUCCUCUCUAUCUUGCUGUUGAACCAGUAAUAGGUUCUUGGUGGUCAACAGUAGUUUGUGGGAUUCCUGAUUCGCUGCAAUGUCCACCACCUGUGCAGUGGAGUCAGCUACUCAAACACUUAUGCACUGGAAGAUUGGUAUAUCCUGUUUAUAUUUUCUGAAACAGAUACUAUGUAUCUCUUAUUAAUGACGGUGAAAGUGAUGAUCCUGAUUACAAAGACAGUACCCAUCGUCUAAUUUUGGAGAGAAGAUAAGAGCUACACAGAACUGAGAAAAAAGGAACUACCGCCCACAUUUGCAGCUCUUUAGCAAGCAUCACAGACUAAGGAUUCCACUUGCUCCUGGCCCUCACACACCUGGUACUGCAAAAAUACAUCUCUCUGGCACAGGCAACACAAACAACCUCUGCCUCUGCACAAGAUACUGCUACUGUGCAAUCCAUGGUAAUACAUCGCAUCUCUGAAAUUGAAUCUCUUGCUCUCCAGCAAGUUAUUCAACCUGCUGAUGUCUGGUCGGAGCUGCUGGUGGUAGCAGUCAUUUGUGCAUGUGUGUUUGCUUGUGUGAAUGUGUGUGUGUUUUCUUUUGCUGAAGAUGGCUUUGACCAAAAGCUGCAAUGUGUAACAGUCUUUUAAUAGUGCCUAUGUGCAGCUCAGUGGAUCAUCUUUUUGGUGAGUAUCAAUCAGCACUUUUCCUAAUAUUGUUGAUAUUCUUACCUGGAGUUUCCAUUGUUUGUUUUAACUUAAUAUUUAGUGAGAAACUUUUGCAGCAUAAUAUUAUCUUUCUGUAGAAAGUUUGGUUGUAAGUGUCAGCUGAACAAUUUCGGGCAGCUGCAGAUGGAACACUGAAUCUUCUAUUCAUGCAGAUGAUGAAGUUAUCCACUACAUCACUGAAGCUAUUUUAGAAAAAGGCCAUGAAGAGACUGACUGCCAGUGCAUUUUAAUAAUCCUUUUCAUCACCAUGGGCUGGCAUAAAAGAAAUUGUACAGCUGGUGAAGACAGCUGAAGAAUAUGCUGAUUACUUCAUUACUUCUUGUGGCAUGCAAUCCUAUGAAGUUCAGAGUAUGAGCUGCACAUGGAGAAAAAGCUGCCAUGGAUAACGUCUCUAACUUUUUCUUGCACACUUUUUAUUUGCCCUGCCAUAUUUGACCCAUUAUCAAAUCACUGACUACAACAGGGCUGUAAAUCAGUUUCAUUUUUAUUAAAUACAGCUAUGAUAGCAUUACUAAUUGCA